Messenger RNA from Pseudoliparis swirei, 2247 nucleotides. RefSeq names its product Rab geranylgeranyltransferase subunit alpha (gene rabggta). Gene Ontology annotation, biological process: protein geranylgeranylation. The coding region runs from base 127 to 1863 and encodes 578 amino acids. NCBI's taxonomy places the organism in Eukaryota, Metazoa, Chordata, Actinopteri, Perciformes, Liparidae. Gene Ontology annotation, molecular function: zinc ion binding; Rab geranylgeranyltransferase activity. The transcript has 17 exons. The record is from RefSeq and is a predicted model, not a curated record. Gene Ontology annotation, cellular component: Rab-protein geranylgeranyltransferase complex; cytoplasm.
AAUUGUAGUUGUCAGAAAGCCUGAUAGUGACACGACAAAUCAAACUACACCGUGACACCGACGACAAGCCACGGAAACAACCGGACAGAUCUUUUUGGGGCAAAGUCUUCAUUAUAAACAGGAAGGAUGCAUGGCCGAGUGAAGGUGAAGUCGACCGCCCAGCAGGAGGAGGCGAAGAGGAAGGAGCGGGAGAAGAAGCUGAAGGUCUACGUGGCGGCACGCGACGCCUGCUUCUCCAAGAGAAAAGAUGGCCUCCUGGACGAGGGUUCUCUCCAGAUCACGCAGCAGCUCCUCUUGUCCAAUCCUGACUUUGGGACGCUGUGGAACUACCGGAGGGAGGCGCUGCUGCACCUGGAGACCGUCAGGGACGAGGAUGAAGUGCAGAAGCUGUACGAGGCCGAGCUCUCCUUCCUGGAGGCGUGUCUUAAGGUCAACCCCAAGUCCUACGGCAGCUGGCACCACCGGGCCUGGAGCGCCACGCGGAUGCCCCGCCCCCUUUGGGCCAGAGAGCUCAGCCUGUGUGACCGCUGCCUGAGCCUGGACGACCGCAACUUCCACUGUUGGGACUACCGCCGCAUGGUGGUGCGUCUGUCCGGCGUGCCGGUGGACCAGGAGUUGGCGUUCACCGACCGCCUCAUCGGCUCCAACUUCUCCAACUACUCCAGUUGGCACUACCGCAGCACGCUGCUGCCGCUGCUGCACCCGCAGCCGGAGGCGGAGCCUCCACGCGCCUCCUCCACGCCGCCGCCGCCUUCCCCGCAGAGCCGCUCCCAUCGCGUCUGCGAGGAGCAGCUCCUCAAAGAAUACGAGCUGGUGCAGAACGCUUUCUUCACCGACCCCAACGACCAGAGCGCUUGGUUCUACUAUCGCUGGCUGCUGGGCCGAGCGGAGCACGAGGAGAUGAUCAGCUGCAUGUUCGUGAGCCGCGAGGACGAGCGAGUGUCCGUCGCCUUCUCCCGGACCGCCAACUCGGCCGGCCUCCUGCUGGUGCUGGACGGUCAGCCUCAGAAGGUGGAGUGGAGGACCGUCCACCCGCAACUCAAACACAGCCCGGUGUGGAUCUGUGACCUCGCUCCCGGCUCGAUCAGCGACGUCUCCAACGAGCACAUCCUGACGGUGCACUGGAUGGAGAAGCACACGCACCGGGACUGUGCGCUGCACUCAGGUCGGACUGAGAGCUGGUGUCGGGACUCGGCCACGGAUCAGGAGCUCUUCAGGAGCGAUCUCUCCGUGGAGAAGACCUCUGUGCUGCAGUCGGAGCUGCAGUCGUGUAAACAGCUGCAAGAGCUGGAGCCGCUCAAUAAGUGGUGCUUACUGACCAUCAUCCUCCUGAUGAGGGCGCUGGACCCUCUGGGCUACGAGAAGGAGACGCUGGCUCAUUUCCAGACGCUGCAGGAAGUGGAUUCCAUGCGCUCGGCUUAUUACGGCGACCUGUGCAGCAAGUUCAUGAUCGAGAACACCGUCCUGAAGAUGGAGUACGCCGAGGUCCGCGUCUUCAGCAUCUCAGACAAGGGCCUGACCACGUUAUGCCACCUGGACCAGCUGCUGUUGGUCACCCACAUCAACCUGUCAUCCAAUCAGCUGCGUCGCCUCCCUCCUCAGUUCUCCAUGCUGCAGUGUCUGGAGGUCCUGGAGGCCAAGGACAACUCUCUAGAGGACCUGGAAGGAGUCCGUCAGCUCCCCCGACUGGAGGAGGUCCUCCUGAAGAACAACAACAUCUCCACGCCGGCGGCGCUGCGGCCGCUGGCCUCCUGCCCCAAGCUGCGGCGCCUCGACCUCCGCGGCAACCCCGUCGCCCGGGUGGCCGGCGUGGAGGCGGAGCUUACGGCGAUGCUGCCCUCAGGCGUGGACCUCCUGCUCUGACCAGCUCCCUGGUGUUCUGCAUGUGACCCCCCCCCCCCCCCCACACACACACACUCCCCCCCCCUGAGGCACCUGUGUAAACCUCCUCAGCAGGGCGUCUCCAUCCAUGUGGGCGGCGGUUGCUCCCCGUUGCCGCGGGCGUCCUGGGCUCCGCCUGCACGCCUGAAGCAACCCGAUUGGUCGUUGGUGGGUCGGCGAGCAGCAAUGGCUUUAAACAACGGUUUGAUUGUGAUAAAUUAAAAUCCAGAGCUUCGCUUGAGUUCCUUUCCUUUUGUUUCAUUGUUGUCGUGUCAGAGCGUUUACUCUCUGACGCUCCCCUGUUGCGCAGGAAGUCACGAUCCACCAAUAAAAACACACACAUUGUGUCACUGCCUUCAGGAAGAA